Molecule: messenger RNA, 1226 nt
Organism: Brassica napus (rape)
Lineage: Eukaryota; Viridiplantae; Streptophyta; Magnoliopsida; Brassicales; Brassicaceae
Exons: 8
Coding region: 157-1050 (297 amino acids)
Cellular component (GO): nucleus
Source: RefSeq, a predicted model, not a curated record
UUCAUUCAUCUAUAGAGGCAAAACGGCGUGCAGUUUUGUUUUAGAACACAAUAGCGUUCCUUCUUCUCUCUGAAAUAUCUUUGGCGACGAAGAAGAACAUCGGAGAGGAGGAAAGAUCAGUGAGAUUCGAUUCGAAGCUUGAGUUUGGAGAAGAAGAUGGACGGAGAAGAAGAAGUGAGCAUCAAAGAGUUAGCUUCCAAUCUCACUACCUACAAAGAGCAGCUCCAACAGGUGAGGCAGCUUUUGUCGCAAGACCCUAGAAACUCUGAAUAUGCUGACAUGGAAAAGGAGCUUAAAGAGGUGAUUGCAUUGACAGAGGAACUUCUUGCAACCGCUAAGCAAAAUGAGAUUCCUCUAUCAGCUGCUGGAGCAACCCCUGAAUCACCCGAUUUACUUGAGGGUGCUUGGCAAAAGAUGGAAUCAAGGAAUGACCCAAUACAUGAGGGUAAGUUCCCCAUUGGAACAAAAGUUCAAGCUGUCUAUAGCUUCGAUGGCGAGUGGUAUGAUGCGACAGUUGAGGCACAUACUCUAAAUGGCUAUUAUGUGUCGUAUAAUGAGUGGGGUAACAAGGAAGAGGUUGAUCCAGAUAAUGUGAGGGCAAUAGAGACCAAUGCCCUCUUGGAAGCUGAAAGAAUAGCUGAAGCUGCGAAGAACGCACUCAAAAGAAAGGUUGAGCAAGCUGCGAGUUCUGAUUAUCAAUCCAAAACUCUACCGGCAAAGCUUAAAAUCGAUCCUAAUGAUCCCGAGGAUGUGAAAAUUGCAAAGCGUAAGAAGAUACAUGCCUUCAAGUCAAAGGCUAGGCAGGAGCAACUCGAGGUUACACAGAACAAGAAACAGAAUGCGUGGCAACAGUUUCAGACGACUAAAGCCAAAACUAAAAAGGUAGGGUUUUUUACAGGGAGGAAGAAAGAGAGUAUAUUCAAAUCACCAGAGGAUCCAUUUGGGAAAGUGGGUGUGAUUGGAAGUGGUAAAGGUUUGACUGAUUUCCAAAAGCGAGAGAAGCAUCUUCAUCUCAAGUCUGGUAAUGAUGCUGAGGGUUCUAAUGAAUGAGAGAGAAGAGAUUUUAUGUUACUAAAGGAUUUUCAGGCAACUUACUUGAGUAUCAAUUGUUCCCGCCUCUCGAAUAAACCUCUUAAAACAGAAGAUCUAAAAACCCUUGUGGAUUUUCUGCUCUUUUGUAAGUUGAAUCAAAGAUUAGCUAUUUCCUAUUGGAUGGUUUUGUUUCC